AUGUCCUCUCAGGUUCACGUCGUCGUCGUCGGGGCGUCUUUCGCCGGUAUUCCGAUUGCUCAUUCUCUUCUGAAAGAUAUUCCAAAUGUCAAAGUCACCCUGAUCAAUCCAUCGCCAACCUUCUACUUUACGAUUGCUGCCCCCCGACUUCUCGCCAAGCGAGAUGCCUUCAAACCCGAACAAUACCUUCUUCCAAUCGAAAAGGAGUUCAGCCGGUACCCAACGAAAUCAUUCGAAUUCGUCCAAGGCCGUGCUUCAGCAAUCGAUGUCUCAUCAAAAACAGUCUCUCUUGAUACCACCAGGAACAUCCACUUUGAUUACCUUGUAAUUGCAUCAGGAAGCACAACUGCCUCCACCAGCCAGAAAAGCGCCAUUCCCAUCCCAUUCAAGCAGUCCAACUCGGAUGACAUGAAGACCGUUAUUCACAACGCACAAGACUCCAUCGCUAUGGCCGAAAGCAUUGUCAUUGCCGGUGCCGGGCCCAUCGGGGUUGAACUUGCAGGGGAAAUAGCAGAGUCCGCUCGACAGAGCGGCAGAAGAGUUAAGAUUACUCUUGUGUCGGCCUCUUAUCGCAUCCUGCCUAUGCUGAAGCCCGCCGGCAGCGCUGCGGCCGAGAAGCUUCUUACCGGUCUGGGAGUUGAAAUCGUGAAAAAUCAGAAAGUCGCCGGAGCCGUGCAAAGCAAAGAAUCCCACUCGUGGACAGUGACGCUUGAUGAGGGACGAAAAUUGGAUGUCGACUUGUACAUCCCCACAACUGGUGUCUUGCCAAACAACGAUUUCAUCCCGGCGGAUCUCCUGGACGAGAACGGCUGGGUGACCGUAGACAAAGAGCUUCGAGUCAAGAGACGACGCGGAUCGGCACCUCGAUUGCCAAUUUUCGCAGCGGGCGAUAUCACCAACAACUCAAUGCGGUUGUCCUUCAAAGCACAGGAGCAGGCAGCGGUUGUUGCUGCUAAUCUGAAAGCGGAAAUUGUUGGCCAAGGGAAAAGCAAAUCAUACAAUCAAGGCGAUAAGACUAUGAUGGUGGUGCCGGUCGGUUCGACAGGCGGUACCGGGUUGAUCAUGGGCUGGACGCCUUGGAGCGCAAUGGUUAAGAUGGUCAAGGGAAAGGACUUCCUAAUUUCCAAGGCCCAUUCGGCAGUUUCUGCGAAGUGA
This is a messenger RNA of Penicillium egyptiacum, 1155 nucleotides long. NCBI's taxonomy places the organism in Eukaryota, Fungi, Ascomycota, Eurotiomycetes, Eurotiales, Aspergillaceae. The record is from the annotation of a GenBank genome assembly.